Molecule: messenger RNA, 4284 nt
Organism: Cynoglossus semilaevis (tongue sole)
Lineage: Eukaryota; Metazoa; Chordata; Actinopteri; Pleuronectiformes; Cynoglossidae
Exons: 2
Coding region: 1445-2887 (480 amino acids)
Biological process (GO): negative regulation of transcription by RNA polymerase II; nervous system development
Cellular component (GO): nucleus
Molecular function (GO): protein binding; RNA binding
Source: RefSeq, a predicted model, not a curated record
CCGGCCCUCUAGGCAGUUCAAUUCGGCCCACUUGAUUAAUUUUAAAAAUAAAAUAAAAAAUACACAAAUACUUUAUGUUCAGAUCAUGGUAUUUUUUGCAAAGUUAUAUUUCAUUACAUAUGAAUUAAUAGUAAUAAAUAUCCAGUAUACUUGUACUUUGAAAACAGAGGGGGAAAACAUGGACUCAUUGUUAAUUAUAGUAAAUUAUGUUAUGUUUGUACUGGUACGGCCUACUUGACAUCUAAUUACGUUGUAUGCGGCCCGUGAACCAAAACGAGUUUGCCACCCCUGCUGUACACCACGGCCUUACAAUUGCCAUGAUAGCACCACCUAUAGUCGAAGAAAUACAACUAAAUACAGAAAAUUGAGGAUAAUACAAGAAUACUGCAGACGUUAUCUCCAAGGAAGGGUUCACAGGCGUCAAUUUGAGCAGCGCAGCUAAAAUGUGUCUUUCUGUGCUCGUUGAAAUUCAGUUCAUUUCCAUAGAUUAGCACGCUGUUCUUCACUGGUGACCUCAUAUGGUCACGGACUGAGGAACAGCACAGUGAAGACUUGUUUGGGUCAUGAUUUGGUUACGUAUAAAAUGUUCCUGUGUGACCGUCAUCGUGUGAGUGGCCAAUAACUCUGCAACUGCCCUUUAAAUAAAUUUACAUUUACAAUCCAGACAGAGAUCUGAAGAGUACUUCUCAGUGUAAUAACCAAGUGCUUACACAUAACACAGAGAAACGCACACACACAGUGCGGACACUCAGCUGUUACACUGACACAAUUCACUGUCCUCAGGUGAGCUUUGCCUUCAAUGACUUUUAAAAUUUAAGUGUUUGGGAAUUUCCUUUCUCCAUUUUUUUUCCUGUGCAUGGAUGCUUACCCUCUCGAUGUAUUUUCUUUUUCUUUUUUGUAUAAAGUCAUAGUCAGCACCAUUCUGGGGUUAUGGUUUCAUGUGGUUAAGGAACUCAGGCAUGGAAGUACCUUACCUGUUCGAACAUCUUAAUGGAUGUGGAAUUUUCCUGCACUACAUUCUUGCCGUGACCAAUUUAAACCUCACAUUUACUCUGGAUCUUUUACUUUGUCUUGCUCUUGACAUCAUCGCUCCUUUGUCAACCACGCAAUGCUGUACUUUGUUACCAUAGCAGCCAUUUAAAGGCACAGUUUGAUGUCAAUCAAGCUAAGACCAUAUAGGAAUUGGUGCCUUAAAAAAAACUAAUUUGACAGUAAUGGCUUGUUGUUGAGACAAAAAGAUGGUAUUUAAAGGCUAACAUUUUACCAGGUGCUGCAUUCUAAUAUGUGAGCUCCGGGCAUUUACAGUACAAAUUAUUUUUUUUACAUUCCUUUUUACUCUGCUAACUGAUACUGAGAAAAUUGUUUCAAAUAUCCUGACCAGAUCUCCAACACCCCUGCAGGAGGACAUGCAGUAACUCUUGUAAUUGACGGGCAGAGCGAGCCAAUGAGCCUCACACCAAACUCAGCUCUGGUCCCAGACAGAGACUGCUUACCACUGAAGAAAAGGGACCAGAGGUUGAGCCCCCUGUCGCAGCAGCAGCAGCAGCAGCAGCAGCAGUGUGAUGCUGAAACUUUCAAAACACCGUAUCCCCACAAGAGCCUCGGUGACUUUAGGGCACCACGUACAAGUCCAUUCCAGCCGGUGGCCAGGCGUGUUCCUGCUCUGUACCAGCCCUGGAUGCAGCUUCACCCAUCAAUCCGGUCCAAACCUCACCCACUGUCUGGGUUCAGGGAGCCUCAUAGCUGGACGGAGUGGAGAGGGUUCAACCAGUUGCCUUCUGGGUGGGACAUUUUUCAUCACUAUCAGCACAGCAGACACUUCCCUGUCACACCUGUAUUCCACCCUGACUCUCCACACCACACCUCCAUCAUCAGCCCUACCUCCUUUGUCCCCGAGGGUCUCAGUGUAAAUAACGGAUAUGACUGGGAGCAGCUCAAGUCGACCAGAGGCAAAGGAUCCUACAUGGACAGACAGACCAACGGUAGGAACAAAGGACCGUACACGAAGGCAAGAGAGAAGAAAGUGGAGUGUUUGUCUCGGUUUGAAAACUCUUUUCCAUCCUCGAUGAGCACUUGUCUACCUCGGUCUCUACAGAAUGACCAUCUUAGCAUGUUCCGCACAACGUCAGACUCGUCAAAUCCAGCUUCCAAACAUCCCCUCAAAAGAGUUUCCCCUGGGAGGAACUCAGAAACCGCAAAGGAAAGCAUCCUCAGGUCUGAGCUUCGGCCUUCUUCCAAAAACUCCUCAUCUUCGUCAUCUCCGUCCAAUCAUUUCCCCUGGCUAAUCCCUCACUUUGUGGCCGGCUCGCUCAUUGAACUCAGAGAUGGACGACUGAGACAAGUAGAGCAUCUUCAGACGGAGGACUUCCUGCUGGGUUCACUGGCCUGUCCAGAUCUGCGCCUGAGCUGCUGCACAGUUCAAAGAAUCAUUCCUCAUAUCUCCCCUUCCUCCUCCUCCUCCUCCUCCUCCUGCAUCUCACGCCUCCUCAUUCUGCUUCACGAGUUACAGACGCAGGAACUGGUGGACGUCUACGUGGAGUACCCGUUUUUUGUCCGUGGACAGGGCUGGUCCUCCUGCUGCCCUCAGAGAACUGCCCGUCUCUGUGGUCUGCAGUGCCGUCAGCUGAGUGUGGGGGACGUCUGCCUGGCCCUCACACCUGUCUCAGCAGCACCACCUCCGUUGUCAGUCACCCUGACGCCUAAAACCUCACCCAGUAAAUCGGAAGGAGGGCGUGAGGCCCUGCAGGCACCACAGCCACACGUUCUCCCAGAGCCACAGCAGCCAGCAGGGGGGGAGAAGGAGGUGGCAGAGGCAGCACGGAGAAGACACUGUUCUGCCCCUGAGCUGAGACACCUGGAAAUUCAUUGUAUGGAAUUAGAACAGUAACUCGGUCACUUUGUCUUAACUCUUCUAUGUGUUUGCUGUCUUUCUCUCUACCUCCUGAUCUGUGUGUCUGUGCUUCUAAAAUGUCAUGGAGAAGAAACAAAAAGAAAUAACAGAAGUGAGACAAAAUUAAAAACACGUUGUUUUGGAAACACCGGGUAAAAAGGGGCAUUUUGACUUUUCGCAAGAUAUUAGUCAGUGCUGUGGCUGGAAUCAGUCUGAGUCACCGACACUAUAGUUUCCACCGAACAUCUGCACUCUGUAAAAACACAAACACUAUGAAAUUAAUACAUAACAAAAAAAAAAGAAUAAUAAUAUACCACUAUGAGUGACCCCCCUCCACCCAUUUUCUAGGUUGGCAUGUGGGGUUUUUUGACCACUAUUUUGAGGGCAAUUAGGAAGAAAAAAAAUGUGAACCUGUGAACAUGUAGACAAUCAAUACAUUGAUACUAUCAGUGAACCAGUCCAGCUUCCACCUCUAAAGUGUCCCGGGGUAAAUGCACAAUGACAAUCAUUGUUUUUCUUUCUUUUCUUUUUCUUAAAGUAAAUCAGGAGAAUACAUUUUCACACCUCUACCUCUGUUUCUUCGUUGCAUUGACAAAUUUAAUGCUGUUUUCCAGGGGUGGGCGCUGUGGUGUAAAAUGCUUUGCUAUGAGAAUGCCUUUGUUUGUCGACUGAUGCAAAUUAAUAUAUAAUAAGGUGAAGUGAAAUAAAGUUAAUGUGCUGAUAUGUGUUGUACACGUGGACACGCUUUUUCUCCUUCAGCUCAAUCUGUUUUUAAUGUACUAUGACACAUUUAAUUUGUGUCCCCUUGAAAACCAAGCUAAUGAUGUGACAGGCAAGUUGAACUGUCAGGUGUCCUUGAUCGGGAAGCAUGUUUUUUAAGCCCUGUAAAAAAAUAGACAGACAUCUGUGUCGGUCAAAAAUGUUGUAAUUUCUCUCUGUCUGCACCAGCACGGCUACAACACAGAAACUCCACAUUCACAUCCACUGUCGAAGCUGACGACCUACUGGGAUGGAAUGCAAAGCCUGGUACACAUGCUUGGGCUGAUGGACUGACUGGGACGCUCAGUGUCCUAAUUUAAUUUAGGAUGUGAAAAAAAAAGAUGUCUUCAGCAUCGUGGAAAACAUGGAGGAAUUCUAUUUUGUGUCAAGUUACAGCCACUUUUCUCACUGUUAAAUAAAUAUAUUGUUGUGUAACUUGUGGUCUCGAGUACUGUACCUUCCUAUGUGUACUUUAUGGUACACAUAGGAAUACAGUUUAGAAAAGGGAUAUUUCUUCACUGAUUACUUAGAAUUUAUGUAAUGGGUAAUAUUACUUUCAUUAUCAUUAUCAAUUGAGCCUGAAUUUUUUAAAAUCCUGAAUUAAUGUAAUAAUAAUAUAAUAAUUCAUUGAAGUC